GACCAUGGUCCAGCCAUGGGCUCUAGUCCCAGUAGACAGGAAAAGAAGUCGUCAUUUCCGGGGGCCUUCACCUGGGCUUGGUGGCUCUCUUCUCUGAUUGGGCGGAAGUGGCCUGGGCAGGCUUGUGACCUACUACAGAGGAGGAGCUGUACCCCAACCAGUGUCUUCCUACCUACUUGCUCCCCAGAGUGCUGCCUGCUGUGCACCUGGGUCCUGAGGCCCUUCUCCACCCGGGCAGAUUCCUUGGCCCACCUCUCCCCCACCCCACUCUGUGCCAAAGAAGCGCAGAAGCUCAAGCCGCCUCCAUGGCCCCAGGAAAGAUUCAGGGGAGAGGCCCCAUACAGGGAGCCACUUCAGUUAGACAUCCUGGCCAGAAUGGAGCUGACUGAUUUGCUCCUGGUGGCCAUGCUUCUUGCGGUGGCAAGACUAACUCUGUCCAGCCCCGUUCCUCCUGCCUGUGACCCCAGACUCCUAAAUAAACUGCUGCGUGACUCCCACCUCCUUCACAGCCGACUGAGUCAGUGUCCUCACAUCGACCCUUUGUCUAUCCCUGUUCUGCUGCCUGCUGUGGACUUUAGCCUGGGAGAAUGGAAAACCCAGACGGAACAGAGCAAGGCACAGGACAUUCUAGGGGCAGUGUCCCUUCUACUGGAGGGAGUGAUGGCAGCACGAGGACAGUUGGAACCCUCCUGCCUCUCAUCCCUCCUGGGACAGCUUUCUGGGCAGGUUCGCCUCCUCUUGGGGGCCCUGCAGGGCCUCCUAGGAACCCAGCUUCCUCUACAGGGCAGGACCACAGCUCACAAGGACCCCAAUGCCCUCUUCUUGAGCUUGCAACAGCUGCUGCGGGGAAAGGUGCGCUUCCUGCUUUUGGUAGAAGGUCCCACCCUCUGUGUCAGACGGACCCUGCCAACCACAGCUGUCCCAAGCCGUACUUCUCAACUCCUCACACUAAACAAGUUCCCAAACAGGACUUCUGGAUUGUUGGAGACGAACUUCAGUGUCACAGCCAGAACUACUGGCCCUGGAUUUCUGAGCAGGCUUCAAGGGUUCAGAGUCAAGAUUAUUCCUGGUCAGCUAAAUCAAACUUCCAGGUCCCCAGACCAAAUCUCUGGAUACCUGAACAGGACAUACGGACCUGUGAAUGCAACUCAUGGGCUCUUUGCUGGAACCUCUCUUCAGACCCUGGAAGCCUCAGACAUCUCGCCCGGAGCUUUCAACAAAGGCUCCCUGGCAUUCAACCUCCAGGGUGGACUUCCUCUUUCUCCAAGCCUUGCUCCUGAUGGACACACACCCUUCCCUCCUUCACCUACCUUGCCCACCACCCAUGGAUCUCCACCCCAGCUCCACCCCCUGUUUCCUGACCCUUCCACCACCAUGCCUAACUCUACCGCCCCUCAUCCAGUCACAAUGUACCCUCAUCCCAGGAAUUUGUCUCAGGAAGCAUAGUGUGCACUGGCUCAUCUCUCAGGGACAAGCAGCUUCCCCAGGAAGGCUGAGAGGCAGCUGCAGCUGCUCUAGAUGUCCUGCUUUCACCUAAAAGGUCCUGGGGAAAGGAUGCACAGGACUGGAGAUUGUAAAAUUUUAGGAGCUAUUUUUUUUUAACCUAUCAGCAAUAUUCAUCAGAGCAGCUAGCGAUCUUUGGUCUAUUUUCGGUAUAAAUUUGAAAAUCACUAAUUCUCUA
This is a messenger RNA of Mus caroli (Ryukyu mouse), 1681 nucleotides long. It is a transcript of the gene Thpo, whose product is annotated as thrombopoietin. Lineage: Eukaryota; Metazoa; Chordata; Mammalia; Rodentia; Muridae. Gene Ontology annotation, biological process: positive regulation of hematopoietic stem cell proliferation; thrombopoietin-mediated signaling pathway; cell population proliferation. The record is from RefSeq and is a predicted model, not a curated record. Gene Ontology annotation, cellular component: extracellular region. Gene Ontology annotation, molecular function: cytokine activity; hormone activity.